Manduca sexta (tobacco hornworm) is the source of this 1369-nucleotide messenger RNA. Its product is annotated as transmembrane protein 231. The coding region runs from base 119 to 1045 and encodes 308 amino acids. Gene Ontology annotation, cellular component: ciliary transition zone; ciliary membrane. Lineage: Eukaryota; Metazoa; Arthropoda; Insecta; Lepidoptera; Sphingidae. The transcript has 5 exons. The record is from RefSeq and is a predicted model, not a curated record. Gene Ontology annotation, biological process: regulation of protein localization; cilium assembly.
AAAUAGAAUAUCGUUGUCUUUUGUUGUAUUGUAUAUGAUUUGGUAUAUGAAAUAUUACAGUGCGUCAAAUUGACCAUAAGAAUUAAUAUAUUGUAUCAUUUAAAUAUUUUAAUAUGUAAUGGCCUUAUACAGGUUAUUUAGUACUCAGGUGGAAAUUCAGUAUAAAAGUUACUUGUUAUCAAAGGCCACUUUUUUUACUUUAAUAACCACAUUGUUGAAUAUAAUUUUGCCUUUUAUUAUAGCAUAUAGAAGCAGAGGUUUCUGGUUAAAGUCCCACAGUUUCUUUGAACAGCCUUUAGUACACUUUACCUACGAGUACUUACUAACAGCAGAAACACAAGACCCCAGCCAAUCUAUAAUCUGCAGUGGAAUACAGGGUCUUGAUGAAAAUGAAGUUGGAGAUAGAGACAAAUGUGUUACUAUUGAGGUCGAGGAACACGAUUUUGACGAUGACGGUAAAAGUGAUUCUUUGCAACUGAAAUUUCAACUUGAUGUGCCUCCAGACAAAAUAUUGGUCUCAUUUAUAUUAAUAUUGGGGUUAAAUUUUCAAUUAAAGACUGUGUGUCCCAUGCACAUGCAAAAUCUUGCGGUAGUAUCAAAGGAUUUCGUGAGCGCUCCGUCGAGCUACAAUUAUUACGGCGACUUACAAUUAUAUCAAACAUCACAUCUUCCUUGUUUUUGGGGUCAUAAAGACAUUAAAUACAACAAUUCCUUGCUGAAUUUUUCAACGUGGCAUGAUGGAAAUAUGGCAGAUUUUAUUUUAAAAGAAUAUUUUAAGAGAGAAGUUACAAUUCAAACUAAAACUGUGUAUGAAAGAAUUCAGUAUGCGCACACAGACACAAUGGAAAUUAGAAUUAAUCUCAGAAUACCCGAAAUGCAAUUCAGAUACACCCCAAGCAUACUACAAGAGAUCAAAUGGGCCUGGCCGCAGUACCUAUCGAUCGUGGUGAUAUUCUAUUGGCUCUUUAAUAAAGCAAAAACCUUUGUAUUCAGAAGACGGAUGUUUAUGGCUUGGGAAAUAAUACCCUGGAAAAUAUCAAAAUAAUUUAUCCUAAAAGAAAAUUAAAGCAAUGUCAUGCUUGAAGUAAUAGCAACGAAUUUAUCAACCUACAAAACAAUCGGUAUGAAUGGAAAGUACUCAAUAUAAUUUCAUAAUAAAAAUAUUAGGUUUAACUAAUGUCCAUAUGAUUAUAUUAUCUUACCUUCCUUCAUCAUAAUUCACAAAUCAAUCAACAAGGAGCAAGACACUAGAAUAUGCUAUAAUUCUUUUUGUCUUGGGGUUGAAAAUAUUUAAAUACUGAAAAGGUUCAUAAUUGUAUAUAAAAAGCUUGCUAAAUUAUCAGUGAGUGUUCAUAGGUGUGAAAUGUUA